CAUGGAACAAUAGAGAGAAUAAUUUUAACAAGUGUAAUCAGAUUCAGACAUACGAGAACGAGCGACGGAGCCAUUGAAAAGGGAGAAGUCCUUUAUUACUACUACUACUAUAGGAGUCCAUCCAUGGUUAGAAGGAGCUGAUUGGCCAUACUACACUCUUCUGAUGGGAGGUUCCCCAAGCUGCCAGGUGGCAGCUGUUGAUAUGAAAGGUCCAGUGGCUGAAAAUGUCAGAAAUAAGAUUAGGGAAAACUGUGUUGUGAUCUUUUCAAAAACUUAUUGCCCAUACUGCAAGAUGGCUAAAAAGGUGUUUGAUGACCUGGGGACACCUUAUGAAGUCUAUGAAAUAGACAAAGAAAAAGAUGGAGUUGCAGUUCAGGAUGUUUUGGACAUCAUGACAGGAGCCAGAACAGUACCACGUGUAUUUGUAGGUGGAAAAUUCAUAGGUGGUGGCACAGAGACACGGCAACUGUAUAAGGAUGGGAAAUUGGUUGAGCUUGUUGGGCAGUGCAGUGUCAACUCUUAG
Macrobrachium nipponense is the source of this 523-nucleotide messenger RNA. RefSeq lists its product as uncharacterized. The transcript has 4 exons. The coding region runs from base 164 to 523 and encodes 119 amino acids. Gene Ontology annotation, molecular function: protein-disulfide reductase activity. Gene Ontology annotation, cellular component: mitochondrion. The record is from RefSeq and is a predicted model, not a curated record. NCBI's taxonomy places the organism in Eukaryota, Metazoa, Arthropoda, Malacostraca, Decapoda, Palaemonidae.